Molecule: messenger RNA, 284 nt
Organism: Galeopterus variegatus (Sunda flying lemur)
Lineage: Eukaryota; Metazoa; Chordata; Mammalia; Dermoptera; Cynocephalidae
Product: roundabout homolog 2-like
Exons: 2
Source: RefSeq, a predicted model, not a curated record
GCACAUUCAAAGCAAUAAUCCACCUCCACAGCCCCCGGUUCCACCAUUAGGUUACGUGUCUGGAGCCUUGAUUUCUGAUUUGGAAACAGAUGUUCCAGAUGAUGAUGCUGAUGAUGAAGAGGAAGUUUUAGAAAUCCCCAGGCCCCUGAGAGCACUAGACCAGACACCCGGAUCCAGUAUGGACAAUCUAGACAGCUCUGUGACAGGGGUUGGUCUGCUUGCCAGGCUAAUUAAGAUUUAAGAGCUGAAGAUACACUGCUGUGAUUUGAAAUCCAGAUCCAACU